AUGGGCGCCGUAACAUUUGCUAGAAGCUUGGUGCCCAAAUCAAACUGGGCUCGUUUCAGUUACUCAAUUGGAACUUCUUUUUCUAAACAAUAUUCUACAACUACAACUACAACUACACCUACUCAUAAACACUCUUCCAAAUCAAAACCCCGCACACUUACUCACGAAAACGAGGCUCUCGACUUUGCUAACCGCAAAGCAACCCUACUAGCAUCGGGUGCUGACCUCUACCCACUCCUCAAACCACUCCCGGAAGCCCCGCGGUUACGUAUCCCAGAGUUUCGGGCAAAAUGGACAGCUCAUGCACCACACAUUGACAAUCCCUACGGCGUGGACGCGUCGGCACCUCCACCUUUGUUUACUGUUCAAGGUCGCAUCCGGACCAUUCGUAAGUCUGGCAAGGGUUUAAUUUUUAUGGACUUGAUCCAAGAUCAGACCAAACUGCAAAUUGUCAUUAAUAAAACAAAAGCCAAUCUCUCACAGGAAACUUUUGAUGACGCACACGCGUCACUACGUCGUGGAGAUAUUGUUUCAUGCACUGGAACUCCCUGGAAAACGAAAAGUGGCGAACUAUCAUUACUUGCAGACCGCCCAGCUCAGCUCCUGGCCCCAUGUUUCCAUCCAAUUCCAACUAACUUGACUAAUGAAACAACUCGUAGACAUAACCGCGUUGUAGAUUUGGUUGCAAAUAAACCUGCAAGGGAUGUGCUAAUUGUACGAGCAACUGUACUUGCAUAUGUACGUGAGUUUUUCGCCCACAAGGGGUUUCUGGAGGUACAAACGCCCAUGCUUGCAGAUCUGGCCAGCGGAGCCACAGCUACGCCAUUUGUGACACACUCAAAGGCUCUUUCAUCAGACGGUACCCCGCGCGAAUUAGCACUAAGAAUUGCACCAGAGCUCUGGCUCAAGCGACUGGUUGUAUCUGGGUUUGAUAAGGUGUUUGAGGUGGGACAAAAUUUCCGUAACGAGGGCAUUGAUGCUACUCAUAACCCUGAGUUUACAACGUGCGAGUUUUACGAGGCUUAUGCGACGUUAGACGACUUGGUAGCGCUAACCCAGGACUUGCUGCGCGGGGUGGUAGAGCGGAUUGGUGAGCUUCACCCAGAUGUAUUUACUGAACGAGUGAGGGAGCUUCGGGAUGCAUUUGCAGCAGACUUUCGUGCUGUGGAUUUUGUUAAAGAGAUUGAAGCCAAGUCAGGUCUCCAAUUGCCUGCAGAUUUGAGUAAUGUUGAUAGACUUGUUGAGUUUUACAAAAGUGCUGGGAUUCCUAGGCCGGGUAACCUGGUUAGUGCAGCUAAGCUUCUUGACGGGUUGGCUGGACAUUACUUGGAGCCACAGUCAGAGGGUACAUUUGAGCCGUUAUUAAUUACGAACCAUCCUGCUGCCAUGUCGCCCUUGGCCAAGACAGAUUUAGUGAGUGGGCUAAGUCGACGGUUUGAACUUUUUAUUGAUGGGAAAGAAUUUGUGAAUGCGUAUGAAGAAGAGAAUUCUCCAUUGGCACAGCGGCACAAGUUUGCAGCUCAGCAGCGUGAACGGGCAGAAUUUGAAGAUGGCGAAGUACCAUUGCCAGAUGAAAGUUAUGUGGAAGCAUUAGAAUGGGGGUUACCACCGACGGGAGGAUGGGGGCUUGGAGUUGAUCGGUUAUGUAUGCUUGUGACUGGAAGUAAACGGAUCGAGGAGGUUCUUGCGUUUGGGGGGAUAAAGGCUGUUAAUUAUCAGUGA
This is a messenger RNA of Magnusiomyces paraingens, 1722 nucleotides long. RefSeq lists its product as uncharacterized. Gene Ontology annotation, molecular function: lysine-tRNA ligase activity; tRNA binding; ATP binding. Gene Ontology annotation, biological process: mitochondrial lysyl-tRNA aminoacylation. NCBI's taxonomy places the organism in Eukaryota, Fungi, Ascomycota, Dipodascomycetes, Dipodascales, Dipodascaceae. Gene Ontology annotation, cellular component: mitochondrion; cytoplasm. The transcript has a single exon. Bases 1 to 1722 code for a protein of 573 amino acids. The record is from RefSeq and is a predicted model, not a curated record.